AAGAGUAGCAGUUGUUCACCGUUCCUGUUGUAGCAGGAUGAAAGGGGAGGAAAACUUGGCAGUAAAGUACUUAGUACAAUAUAGGAGAAACUGCAUGCAAACAAGGUUUUGGUUGUGCCCAUGAAGUAGGUGGUUGCAGCAGUUCAAGUGAUACCUAGCUACCAGACAUUGUUUGUUGAUUCAUUACUCUUGUAUGAACCCAUUAGUUAUCAACCAGUAUAGAAAUAGAAAUUAAUUGAUGUGAAUGUGUGUCUGUACCAAAAGAACUUAUUACAUGUGGACAUCAGCUAAUUAAUAUCAUUUUAAUCACAUUAAUAUAUCUACACAUCAUUAACACAGGUGCAAUAGUGAUGUGUCACAUAUUGCUCAGGAGCACAAAGUUGUAGUUAUAAUAAGUAUAAGCUCAAUUAAGGAUGGUCUGGUGAGGGAGCUAUAAAUGCUGCAAAAUUAAUUUUAAAAUAAUAGAAAUAUGUCAAAUUACAUUUUGUUUUUAUUACUUAUAUGUGAAUAGUGUGAAAGAGUGUUAUUCAAGAGAAGAAAGAUGGGGACAAUUUGAUAUUUCUUUCCUAAAAACUGCUUUGGAAGCUAGGUUUCUCUUCUCUAGGUUAGAGAUGCUGUCUUAGAAACUGCGGUUGGGAGAUUAAACUACUUUAAGUACCAAGUUUGGUUAGUAACUAUUAUGUCUUUGUGUGUGUACACAGACAUACCAUCAGAAAUUUGCUGCGUGGGCGGAACCUUUCAUGGCCAGACACAACUUGCACUUGUGGUUCUGUUUCUAAGAGAACUGAUUCAACUUCUGAGAUGUACUGUACACACAAGACUUCUUUUAAAAUGUGAAACAUGGAGCGAGCACUUGCAUAUGGAUACGUGAAGUUUUGUCAGCAAGAGAAACCUCGGAUAGUGAAAUCAUGUCCCUACUUGACAGAAACUAAAGUGAAAAUGAUAAUGAAAAAGAAAUGGUGCCAGUUGGCGUCAGAUGCAAAGCAGGAGUUCCAAACGAAGAAAGAUGACCGGAUGACAUGCAGUCAAGGUGACAAGUUUUCAGUGUAUGACUUUACUGAUGAAUUAGAGAUGACAAGAAAACAGACAACAAGACCAAGGAUGGCAGACUCUCACGGUAGUCAUAAGGGCAAUGGUGUGAACUCCUGCGAAGUAAUCACUAUCAGUAGUGACGAGUCUGAUGAGAGCUCUAAUGGUGAGGGACUCAUGCACUCUGAAAAAAUUCAAAGUUUUCAAAGAAAUGGGGAUGGAAGUAAGGAACUGUCAGUAUUUUCCCAUACUCUUACAACCAAAUGCAGAGGAAAGAGAAAACUAAUGGGUAGAUGGUGGACUACACGACUUGGCAGCAUGAAUAAACGCAAACAGAAAGUGCAUGCAAAAGAAGAUAAGGUAGAUCCAACUGCUGCAUGGAGACAACUGUGGGAUCAUGAAUACAAAGAAGCCAACGAGAGAAAUAAGAUGACAUUGACCAAUCAAAAACCUAAUGAUGUUGCAAUGGCACAUGAAAUGAAGCAUUCUCUAUUUGAAAAGUACAAUGAAUGUUAUCAGCUUUUUUCUCCAGUAAUGCACUCAUAGAUCACAAGAAGCCCACAAAGCUUGGACACGGACGUCAUGUUCUAACUUACUGUGUGCA
Messenger RNA from Corticium candelabrum, 1633 nucleotides. RefSeq lists its product as uncharacterized. The record is from RefSeq and is a predicted model, not a curated record. Bases 841 to 1575 code for a protein of 244 amino acids. The transcript has 5 exons. NCBI's taxonomy places the organism in Eukaryota, Metazoa, Porifera, Homoscleromorpha, Homosclerophorida, Plakinidae.